AUGGAUACCGCGGAUCAGGGUGCUCAGAUAGAGCCGCUGCUGCCAUCGGUCAGUUCUCCCUUUGGGUCCUCGGCUGGGCGGAGAAGUUUGAGAAAUGAUGAUGAAGCAGUGGUGGACAGAGAAGGAACGCGGUCCCAGCAGAGAACCAACUUUGAGCAAGAAGAUCUUGAAGGGCACAGGACUCUCUACAUUGGGGUACAUGUCCCUUUGGGCAGUACCAGACACCGCAGCCAUCGCAAACACCGCCACCAUGGAAACAAAUACAGCAGGAGGAGAAGCAAGGAACGAACCCACACCUUGGUGGAGGGUAGAGAGUCUCCAGUUUAUGAUACACCUUCCCAGAGAGUGCAGUUCUUGCUGGGGACAGAGGAUGAAGAUGAAGAGCACAUUCCUCAUGACCUCUUCACGGAGAUGGAUGAGAUCUGUGUGAAGGAAGGAGAGGAUUCAGAUUGGAGGGAAAGUGCCAGGUGGCUGAAGUUUGAGGAGGAUGUUGAGGAUGGAGGAGAACGAUGGAGUAAGCCCUACGUAGCCACGCUGUCUCUUCACAGCUUGUUUGAGCUGCGCUGCUGCAUUAUCAACAGCACUGUGCUGCUCGAUAUGAGGGCAAAUACCAUCGAAGAGAUUGCAGACAUGGUCUUAGACCACCAGGACUUAUACUCACCACUGGGAGAUGAGCUCAGAAAGAAAGUGCGUGAAACACUACUGAAGCAGCACCAUCACCAGAACCAGAAGAAGCUGGCCAAUCGUCUGCCACUUGUGCGCUCCAUUGCUGACAUCGGCCGAAAAACAUCGGAGCUUCACCUGGAUAAGAAUGGUCAGAUGACUGCCUCCCAGUCUCAUUUAGCAGCUCAAGAUGGCAAAGUGGACAUCAGUAGAGAGAACAGUUCUGUGGACUUCAGCAAGAUAGACAUUCAUUUCAUGAAGAAGAUCCCACCAGGAGCCGAGGCCUGUAAUGUGUUAGUGGGCGAGCUGGAAUUCCUGAACAAGCCAGUGGUGGCGUUUGUCCGCCUUUCCCCGGCAGUUCUGCUUAGUGGGUUGGCUGAAGUCCCAAUUGCCACAAGGUUUUUAUUUAUUCUCCUAGGACCCAUGGGUAGAGGGUCUCAGUAUCAUGAGAUUGGGAGAUCUAUUGCGACACUCAUGACAGAUGAGGUUUUCCAUGAUGUUGCCUAUAAAGCUAAAGACCGGAAUGAUAUAAUUGCUGGUAUCGAUGAAUUCCUUGACCAAGUGACAGUCCUGCCUCCUGGAGAAUGGGACCCAUCCAUACGGAUAGAGCCACCAAAAAAUGUACCUUCUCAGGAAAAAAGGAAGAAAAGCAACAUUUUACCAAAUGGAUUAGUAGAGGGAGAUGAAGAAGAAGAGCAUGGCGGCCAUGGCGGUCCAGAACUGCAGCGUACCGGAAGGUGGUUUGGUGGUCUCAUUUUAGACAUCAAGCGCAAGGCCCCUCACUACCUGUCCGACUACACUGAUGCUUUUAGUUUGCAGUGUGUCGCCUCUUUCCUAUUCCUCUACUGUGCCUGCAUGUCCCCUGUCAUCACCUUUGGAGGACUACUGGGCGAGGCAACAGAAGGACGCGUAAGUGCAAUUGAGUCACUAUUUGGAGCCUCACUGACUGGAAUUGCCUAUUCCCUGUUUGCUGGGCAGCCACUUACCAUUCUGGGAAGCACUGGGCCUGUGCUUGUUUUUGAAAAGAUAUUGUUCAAAUUCUGCAAGGAGUAUGGCUUGUCCUAUCUCUCACUGAGGACCUGUAUUGGUCUGUGGACAGCCUUCCUCUGUAUUCUGCUGGUGGCCACAGACGCCAGUUCCCUCGUUUGUUACAUCACGCGUUUUACAGAGGAAGCCUUUGCCUCACUCAUCUGCAUCAUUUUCAUCUACGAGGCCUUGGAGAAACUUUUCCACCUGGGAAAACACUAUCCCUUUAACAAGAACAACAACCUGGACAAACUCACCUUGUACUCAUGUUCAUGCGUUGAGCCUUCUGACCCCACCAAUGGCACCCUGAAGUAUUGGGAGACGAACAACAUCACUGCCUCAGAAAUCUAUUGGGAAGCACUGGAGGUCCAGGACUGUGUUAAAAAUCGUGGGGAGUUUGUGGGCAGCGCCUGUGGACCGUAUGGACCCUACGUGCCUGACGUUCUCUUCUGGUGUGUCAUUCUCUUCUUUUCCACAGUCUUCAUGUCAGCUUUCCUCAAAGAGUUCAAGUUCAGCAACUACUUUCCCACUAAGGUCAGGUCUGUUAUCAGCGACUUUGCUGUUUUCAUCACUAUCCUAACCAUGGUCUUGGUUGACUAUGCCUUAGGGAUCCCCUCUCCAAAGCUGAAAGUUCCCAGUGUGUUUAAGCCAACCAGAGAUGAUAGAGGUUGGUUCAUCAACCCGCUGGGGCCUAACCCCUGGUGGACAGCAGUCAUAACAGUGGUCCCAGCUAUGCUUUGUACCAUCCUCAUUUUCAUGGAUCAGCAGAUCACAGCUGUCAUAAUCAACAGAAAGGAACACAAACUCAAGAAAGGCUGUGGAUACCAUCUAGAUCUAUUCAUGGUUGGGAUAAUGCUAGGUGUUUGCUCUUUGAUGGGGUUGCCAUGGUUUGUAGCAGCCACCGUCCUCUCUAUCACCCAUGUCAACAGCCUCAAACUUGAAUCAGAGUGCUCAGCUCCGGGGGAGCAGCCCAAGUUUCUUGGUAUCAGAGAGCAGCGAUUUACUGGGCUCAUGAUCUUUAUCCUCAUGGGCUGCUCGGUCUUCAUGACAUCGGUGCUCAAGUUCAUACCUAUGCCUGUGUUGUAUGGAGUAUUCCUUUAUAUGGGAGCAUCUUCUCUCAGAGGCAUUCAGUUCUUUGACCGUCUCAGAUUGUUCGGAAUGCCAGCUAAGCACCAGCCAGAUUUCAUCUACUUACGACACGUACCCCUGAGGAAGGUGCACCUCUUCACCAUCAUCCAGCUCACCUGUUUGGUUCUUCUGUGGGUCAUCAAGACCUCCAGGGCUGCUAUUGUUUUUCCUAUGAUGGUGUUGGCUUUGGUGUUUAUCAGGAAAUUGAUGGACUGUAUCUUUACUAAGCGAGAGCUAAGCUGGUUGGAUGACCUCAUGCCAGAAAGCAAGAAAAAGAAACUUGAGGACGCUGAAGAGGAGGAAGAGGAGCAGAGUAUAUUGGCAGAAGAUGACCAAGUAGUGCAAGUGCCAUUAGAAGGGUAUAAAGGAAUACCCAUCAUCAACAUCACAGAUGAAAUGUCCAAAGGUUCUUUUGGAAAUACUUGGAAUUCCAGUGGCUGAGACAUUUAAGAAAGAAAACAAUAUUAUUUCUCCACAAGUAGAGUUCAAGAGGAGAAAUGCAAGCUGGAGGAGACGGAGGACAGUGUGGAGCGCGUCCUGAGUCUUUGUCAUUGUUCCCUCUGUGUGUUUUCAAACAAAUCUGCAUUGUGUGCUGCAGCUCAUCAAUCCUUUAAGUUUAGUUUGGUAAAUCUCUGUGUGUAAGUAAAUAACUGUAUUAUCUGAUGUGUCAUAGUCUUUCUCUUUAUGAACCAAUAAAACCUGCUGUCUGAGCUUCUCUUGGUGUUAAUGUCAAACUGUAGAUACUGUAUGGAUUUACUGAAUGUAAACCUCAGAAACACACGUUUCUGAUGGCUGUUUUUGGACUGGGACCAUUUUGAAUUUUAUGAUUCUGACUACAUCUCCGAGGAACCAAAUGCAAUAGCUCUUUCUGCCAAAAUGGUAAUUAUUUAUAUGAGAAAUUAUUUAGCUAUAUUUAUAUAGUCAUUUAUUUUGUGGUAUUUAUUUUAUAUUUGUUUUGUGUUCUCUACAAAAUACAGUACCAGUCAGCAGUUUGGACACACUCACCCAUUCAUAUGAAUUUGUGUGUCCAAAUUUUGACUGGUACUGUACAUGGUAGCCUAACAACAACUUUAAGUAUUUUGCUUUCUGGAGUGUGUGUGUGGGUAUUGCUUUUAUUGUAAAUGUACAUUUUAUUCAAAUAUCCUCUGUUGUUGUUUGUAUAAAGUUUUCUGAAUUAUUAAGUUUGAAGGCAUUUAACCAUCUAUUGUUACAUUUCAACAUUUCAAUGAAAAAUUGGGGAUGACUUGAUUUUUAAAAAACAAAGUAAUUUUGUUAAGUAUAUCUUGUCAGUGUACUAAAUUUAAUAAAUUUCUAUGAGCAUU
This is a messenger RNA of Archocentrus centrarchus (flier cichlid), 4139 nucleotides long. RefSeq names its product solute carrier family 4 member 10b (gene slc4a10b). NCBI's taxonomy places the organism in Eukaryota, Metazoa, Chordata, Actinopteri, Cichliformes, Cichlidae. The record is from RefSeq and is a predicted model, not a curated record. Gene Ontology annotation, molecular function: solute:inorganic anion antiporter activity; sodium:bicarbonate symporter activity; monoatomic anion transmembrane transporter activity. The coding region runs from base 1 to 3258 and encodes 1085 amino acids. Gene Ontology annotation, cellular component: plasma membrane; basolateral plasma membrane. The transcript has 26 exons. Gene Ontology annotation, biological process: monoatomic anion transport; transmembrane transport; regulation of intracellular pH.